This is a messenger RNA of Zea mays, 2989 nucleotides long. Its product is annotated as Calmodulin-7. The record is from RefSeq and is a predicted model, not a curated record. Bases 2134 to 2577 code for a protein of 147 amino acids. NCBI's taxonomy places the organism in Eukaryota, Viridiplantae, Streptophyta, Magnoliopsida, Poales, Poaceae. Gene Ontology annotation, cellular component: myosin II complex. The transcript is spliced from 3 exons. Gene Ontology annotation, molecular function: calcium ion binding.
AAGAGUGUCAUGUAAGUUACAGAGUAGAAACAAAUUCUACUACUGUAUAAAAUCAAUUCACAUCCUCACCCCAUGAAUUUGAGAUAUACUUAUAUCUGAACUUUGGAAAGUGGUGGAAUGUCAAAUUCCAAACUAAAUAAGUUACUUUAUUGAGUGAAUUUCAAUUUCUCUAAAAUAAAGGGAUCCAAACGUCCUGGUUUUCAACACAGCUUAUUGGCUCUGCAUUGUUGCUUCACUUGAGUAAAGAAAUUGAUUUGUUUUGGUGGGUUGUGAUGAGUUUUAAUUGUGAACAGGUUGGGUUGGGUGGGUUUAUUUUGUAUUGCAGGUUAAAAUGGUUGAUACUCAUGGGUGCAGAUGAGUUUGUAUAGACAUGGGCAUCCAUGGGUCUUACCCAUCCGUAUGUAGGUCUGCAAUAUUUUAGGUGGGUUUAAAAAUGAGUUUGUUUUGGUGGUUUGUGUUGGGUUUAAUUGUGAACGGGUUGGGUGGGUUUAUUUUGUAUUGCGGGUCAAAAUGGUUGAUAUCCAUAUGUGUAGAUGAGUUUGCAUAGACAUGGGCUUCUAUGGGUCUUCACUCAUACAUAUGGACCGUAUUCGACUACCAAGUGUCCAAGUCCCAGCAGACUUACAGUCUUACAGACCAAACUCAAGUACUUAACCCUAACUCUUGUGCUUCAUCCUCGUGCCGCACUUAGUGCUCCUCUCCCGCCCUAGAGGUCGUGCGAAUCCCACCCUGGCGGCCGGCGACUCCUCUCCCGUGCUCCAUCCCGCCCUGGCGCAUUCCGCUCCUCUCUCCGUGUUCCAUCCCCGCUCGGCCACUCCUCUCCCGCGUGCUCGCCAGCACGGGCCGCUCCUCUCCCGUCUGCUCGCCAACAACAACAUUGACUAUAAAUUAUUUACUUAACAUUAUUGACCCCAAACCAAUCCAUAACUGGGUGGAAACCCAUAGAAAAUCCAGGGGUUCAGCUUGUUAAGUCAGCAACAUACACAAUGACAAAUUUACAGGUAGCUUCAAUAUCACUGUGUAUGCUGCUGCCUUAAUAAUCUGAAUCCGCGGGUUUUCUAUGGGUUUCCACCCAGUUAUGGAUUGGUUUGUGGUCAAUAAUGUUAUUGGGUGGGCUGGAUUUAAUUUCCUCCUUAUGUUUUUUGUGGUUGUGAGAUGUAUGUCAAAGUUACUAGAUUUGGGUGUGGGUUGAGUUUUUUUUUGCCAUUAGCAGGCUUAAGCUCCAUGCCAUUGCGGGCUUGCGGCCAAGAAACAUCUGAUCAAAGCACCAACUUUUUUCAAUCAAGCCCAGAAACAUCUGAUCCAAGUGCCUACUUUCUCCAAUAACACGCACACAGUCUCGACAGAUCAACUUGUCAGCAACCACUUGGAGUUUGAUAAAUUUAUCUGGAAGUGACACUUUUUAUUUUUGUUGUUACCUGCUCCAUGGAAUCAUAUAUUCUCAUUCUCGUUUGAAAGUGGGAAAAAGUUCGAGAAAGAAUAAAGGGGCGAUGGAAGCGAAUCUGGUUCUAACCUCACCCGCCGAGCCCUGUUGGCAUAUAAUAGAAGUAGAACAAACAGUGGCGAUGGAAUGGUGGAAGUGUAAUGAUUUUCGAUUACGGUUUUAAACACAGCUUAUUGGCUCUGUUGCUUCACUUUAGUGUAGCAAGUCAGACUAAUUCUGAAACAAAAUGACCUGAGCUCCAUGCCAUUGCGGCCAAGAAACAUCUGAUCAAAGCACCAACUUUUUUCAAUCAAGCCCAGAAACAUCUGAUCCAAGUGCCUACUUUUUUGAAUAACACGCACACAUUCUCGACAGAUCAACUUGUCAGCAACCACUUGGAGUUUGGUAAAUUUAUCUGGAAGUAACACCUUUUAUUUUUGUUGUUACCUGCUCCAUGGAAUCAUAUAUUCUCAUUCUCGUUUGAAAGUGGGAAAAAGUUCGAAAAGAAUAAAGGGGCGAUGGAAGCGAAUCUGGUUCUAACCUCACCCGCCGAGCCCUGUUGGCAUAUAAUAGAAGUAGAACAAACAGUGGCGAUGGAAUGGUGGACUGAUCAGUAAUAAUAUUUGUUCAAGGAUAUAUGCUAUCAACACUUCAAAGAUGCCACAUUACUUCCACAAAGUUGCAUCACAACCAAGGAGCUCGGAACCGUGAUGCGGUCUCUCGGGCAGAACCCCACCGAGGCGGAGCUGCAGGACAUGAUCGCCGAGGUGGACAGCAACGGCAGCGGCACCAUCGACGAGCAGGAGUUCCUGGGCCUGAUGGCGCGCAAGAUGAGGGACGCGGAGUCGGAGGAGGAGCUCAGGGAGGCGUUCCGCGUGUUCGACAAGGACCAGAACGGGGUGAUCUCCGCGGCCGAGCUCCGGCACUUGAUGACCAACCUCGGGGAGAAGCUGAGCGAGCAGGAGGUGGCCGAGAUGGUCCGUGAGGCCGACGUGGACCGCGACGGCCACAUCAACUACGACGAGUUCGUCAAGGUCAUGACGGCCAAGCGAAGGAGCAAGAGGACGGAGGAGAAGGCGACGCGCGGCAAGAAGAAACCGGCGGCGGCGCCGUCCGACGCCGGCAAGCGUGGCCAGAAAUGCGUGAUCCUGUGAGCCGGAGCUUCGGUUGUCCAGUACAUGCUGGUGCAGUGGUGCUGCGUGCGUGUCACCCGCUCGACCUCUGCUUCCGGCACACCAGCUGCGGGAAGCUCCACUUGUUCUGCAGGUGAAUGUAGCUGUUUGUAAACUUAUCAGAGCGUGUUUGGGAGCAUGAUUGAAUGGGAAAAUCCACUUGAGUAAGGGAUUUUAGUCAUCUAGAUCUCCUCUAAUCUCCUUGCUCCCAAACAAGCCAUUAAAUAAGAAAAACGGAGGAAGUAACUGUUUGUCAAUCUUGUACAUGUGCUCGUGUAGCCUGUCUGGUCUUGUAGUUUCGGGCUCAUAGGUCAGUGGUAAAAGCAAUGUCACAACAGAAUUUGUGAUGAAUAUUUAACUAUCACAAUAAGAAACGAUCUGAUUUUUACGACCA